This is a messenger RNA of Balaenoptera ricei (Rice's whale), 717 nucleotides long. RefSeq names its product dnaJ homolog subfamily B member 3-like. The coding region runs from base 1 to 717 and encodes 238 amino acids. Gene Ontology annotation, biological process: protein refolding; positive regulation of proteasomal ubiquitin-dependent protein catabolic process. The transcript has a single exon. Gene Ontology annotation, cellular component: cytosol; endoplasmic reticulum membrane. Lineage: Eukaryota; Metazoa; Chordata; Mammalia; Artiodactyla; Balaenopteridae. The record is from RefSeq and is a predicted model, not a curated record. Gene Ontology annotation, molecular function: Hsp70 protein binding; ATPase activator activity.
AUGGUGGACUACUACGAGGUGCUGGGCGUGCCCCGCCAGGCGUCGAUCGAGGCCAUCAAGAAGGCGUACCGCAAGCUGGCGCUCAAGUGGCACCCGGACAAAAACCCUGAGAACAAGGAGGAGGCGGAGAGGAGAUUCAAACAAGUGGCCCAGGCCUACGAGGUGUUGUCAGACGCCAAGAAGAGGGACGUCUACGACCGAUACGGUGAGGCGGGAGUGGAGGGCAGCGGUGGCGGCAGGCCCUUCGAGGACCCGUUCGAGUGCGUCUUCACCUUCCGCGACCCGGCCGACGUCUUCAGGGAGUUCUUCGGCGGCCGGGACCCGUUUUCGUCUGACUUCUUCGGAGACCCGCUUGAGAACAUUUUGGGCGGUCGGAGGAGCUCCCGCGGAAGCAGAAGCAGAGGGUUCGCACCGAUUUUCUCCACCUUCAGUGAAUUUCCAGCAUUCGGAGGUGGUUUUUCUUCCUUUGAUACAGGAUUUACUUCCUUUGGUUCCCUGGGGAAUGGGGGCCUUUCUUCCUGCUCCAUGUCUUGUAGUGGUGGGACGGGCAACUUCAAAUCCAUGUCGACUUCCACCGAAAUCAUUAAUGGCAAGAAGAUCACCACCAAGAGAAUCAUUGAGAAUGGCCAAGAAAGGAUAGAGGUGGAAGAAGACGGAGAGUUAAAGUCCAUGACAAUAAAUGGCAAAGAGCAGUUGCUACGCCUUGACACCAAGUGA